This is a messenger RNA of Sturnus vulgaris (Common starling), 7842 nucleotides long. The record is from RefSeq and is a predicted model, not a curated record. NCBI's taxonomy places the organism in Eukaryota, Metazoa, Chordata, Aves, Passeriformes, Sturnidae.
AUGGGCGAUGUGUGGCUGGCCCGGCUCCUGCUGGGCUGCUGGGCUGUGCUGGCCGUGGCCCCGGCCCGGGGACAAUACGAGGGGGACUCGCAGCCUGAGAGAUUCGCAGCCUACGAGGAGAGAGCCCCGAGCAGAGUGAGGAGAAGGGGCCAGGACUCGCUGCGAGGCCCAAAUGUUUGCGGUUCGAGGUUCCAUUCCUACUGCUGUCCCGGCUGGAAAACUCUGCCUGGAGGGAACCAGUGCAUUGUCCCGAUCUGCAGGAAUUCCUGCGGGGAUGGAUUCUGCUCCCGGCCCAACAUGUGCACCUGCUCCAAUGGACAACUGUCCCCAAACUGCGGCUCUGCUGGAGUGCAGAGCUGCAGCGUGCGGUGCAUGAACGGGGGCAGCUGCUCCGAGGAAUCCUGCCUGUGCCAGAAGGGAUUCACUGGGACCUACUGUGGGCAGCCUGUGUGUGAGAACGGCUGCCAGAACGGGGGCAGGUGCAUCGGCCCCAACCGCUGCGCCUGCGUCUACGGCUUCACCGGGCCCCAGUGCGAGAGAGACUAUCGCACGGGGCCGUGCUUCAGCCAGGUCAACAACCAGAUGUGCCAGGGCCAGCUGAGCGGCAUCGUGUGCACCAAGACCCUGUGCUGUGCCACCAUCGGCCGCGCCUGGGGCCACCCGUGCGAGAUGUGCCCGGCGCAGCCGCACCCCUGCAGGCGCGGCUUCAUCCCCAACAUCCGCACCGGAGCCUGCCAGGGGAAUGCUGACAUCCCUGCUGAGGCCAUCCCUGGCCUGUGCCAAGGUGGGAAUUGCAUCAACACCGUGGGAUCCUACGAGUGCAAAUGUCCUGCAGGGCACAGGCAGAGCGAGAGCAGCCACAGGUGUGAAGACGUGGAUGAGUGUGGGGCCAUGCCCGGGGUGUGUGAUGGUGGUGACUGCACCAACACCGUGGGCAGCUACGUGUGCUCCUGCCCCCGAGGCUUCAUCAGCAGCCCCGAUGGAUCCCGAUGCCUUGACCAGCGUUUGGGGACGUGUUUCUCGGCGCUGCUGGGUGGCCGCUGUGCCGGGGACAUUCCGGGCCAGGCCAGCAGGAUGCAGUGCUGCUGUGACUCGGGGCGCUGCUGGGCCAUCGGCCAGACCCCCGAGAUGUGCCCGGUGCGGGGCUCGGACGAGUACCGCAGGCUCUGCAUCGAGGGACUCCCGGUGGUGCCAGGAUUCCCCGGGAACUUCCCAGGAAUUCCUGGAUUCGGACCCAACGGAGUCGGACCGGGACUGAACGGGCCCGGAGGGAUCGGCCCGAACGGGGCAAACGGGCAGGGAGGGAUCCCGGGGCUGCCCGGGAUGGGUCCCGGGAGCUCCAGCAUCGGGACGGCCACGCUGAACCAGACCAUCGACAUCUGCAAACAUUUCACCAACCUGUGCCUGAACGGGCGCUGCAUCCCCACCCCGUCCAGCUACCGCUGCGAGUGCAACAUGGGCUACAAGCAGGACGUCCGAGGGGAGUGCAUUGAUGUGGAUGAGUGCUCGAGCAGCCCCUGUGUCCACGGCGACUGCGUCAACACGCCGGGCUCCUACCACUGCAAGUGCCACGAGGGCUUCCAGAGCACCCCCACCAAGCAGGCCUGCAUUGACAUUGACGAGUGCAUCAUGAACGGGGUGAUGUGCAGGAACGGGCGCUGCGUCAACACCGACGGCAGCUUCCAGUGCAUCUGCAACGCCGGCUUCGAGAUCACCCCCGACGGCAAGAACUGCGUUGACCAUGACGAGUGUGCCACCACCAACAUGUGCCUCAACGGGAUGUGCAUCAACGAGGACGGGAGCUUCAAAUGCAUCUGCAAACCCGGCUUUGUGCUGGCCCCCAACGGGCGCUACUGCGUGGACAUCGACGAGUGCGAGACCCCCGGGAUCUGCAUGAACGGCUGGUGCAUCAACACGGAGGGCUCGUUCCGCUGCGAGUGCCUGGGGGGUUUGGCCAUCGGCGUGGACGGCCGGGUGUGUGUGGACACCCACAUGCGCAGCACCUGCUACGGGGGCAUCAAAAAGGGCACCUGUGCCCGCCCCUUCCCCGGCGCCGUCACCAAAUCCGAGUGCUGCUGUGCCAACCCCGACCACGGCUUCGGGGAGCCCUGCCAGCCCUGCCCGGCCAAGAACUCCGCGGAAUUCCAGGCUCUCUGCAGCAGCGGCAUCGGGAUCACGGCUGAUGGCAGAGACAUCAACGAGUGUGCCCUGAACCCUGACAUCUGCCCCAACGGGAUGUGUGAGAACCUGCGGGGCAGCUACCGCUGCAUCUGCAACCUGGGCUACGAGUCCGACCCCACGGGCAAGAACUGCGUGGAUGUGGACGAGUGCAGCGUGAACCGGCUGCUGUGUGACAAUGGGCUGUGCAGGAACACCCCGGGCAGCUACACCUGCACCUGCCCCAAGGGCUUCGUGUUCCGCACCGAGACCGACACCUGUGAAGACAUCAACGAGUGCACGUCCAACCCGUGUGUGAACGGGCUGUGCCGGAACAACGCGGGCUCCUUCGCCUGCGAGUGCUCCCCGGGCAGCAAACUGGACCCCAGUGGCACCAUCUGCGUGGACAGCAUGAAGGGAACCUGCUGGCUCAACAUCCAGGACGGGCGCUGCGAGGUCAACAUCAACGGUGCCACGCUGAAAUCCGAGUGCUGUGCCACCCUGGGGGCAGCCUGGGGCAGCCCCUGCGAGCGCUGCGAGAUCGACACCGCCUGUCCCCGGGGCUACGCCCGCAUGAAGGGCGUCACCUGUGAAGACGUGAACGAGUGCGAGGUGUUCCCGGGCGUGUGCCCCAACGGGCGCUGCGUGAACUCCGCCGGCUCCUUCCGCUGCGAGUGCCCCGAGGGGCUGACCCUGGAUGGCACCGCCAGGACCUGCGUGGACGUGCGGGUGGAGCAGUGUUACAUGCGCUGGGACGAGGACGAGUGCACGGAGCCGCUGCCCGGGAAGUUCCGCAUGGAUUUGUGCUGCUGCUCCGUGGGCUCCGCCUGGGGCUCGGACUGCGAGGAGUGUCCCCGUGCGGGCUCGGCCGAGUUCAAGGCUCUGUGUCCCCGCGGGCCCGGCUUUGCCAACCGGGGGGAUGUGCUCUCGGGACGGCCCUUCUACAAAGAUGUGAACGAGUGCAAGGUGUUCUCUGGGCUCUGCACCCACGGCACCUGCAGGAACACCAUCGGCAGCUUCAGGUGCAUCUGUGGCAAUGGAUUUGCUCUGGAUGCUGAGGAGAGGAACUGCACAGACAUCGACGAGUGUCGCAUCUCCCCCGACCUGUGUGGCCACGGCUCCUGUGUCAACACCCCGGGCAGCUUCGAGUGCGAGUGCUUCGAGGGCUACGAGAGCGGCUUCAUGAUGAUGAAGAACUGCAUGGACAUCGACGAGUGCACCAUCACCAACGGCGGCUGUGACACUCACUGCUCCAACUCCGAGGGCAGCUACGAGUGCAGCUGCAGCGAGGGCUACGCCCUGAUGCCGGACAAGAGGUCCUGUGCAGAUAUUGAUGAGUGUGAGGACAACCCCGACAUCUGUGACGGGGGGCAGUGCACCAACAUCCCCGGGGAGUAUCGCUGCCUCUGCUUCGACGGCUUCAUGGCAUCCCUGGACAUGAAGACGUGCAUUGAUGUGAACGAGUGCGACCUCAACCCCAACAUCUGCCUGCACGGCGAGUGUGAGAACACCAAGGGCUCCUUCAUCUGCCACUGCCAGCUGGGCUACUUCGUCAAGAAAGGGACCACGGGCUGCACAGACAUCGAUGAGUGCGAGAUCGGGGCUCACAACUGUGACAUGCACGCGUCCUGCAUCAACGUCCCCGGCAGCUUCAAGUGCAAAUGUCGCUCGGGCUGGCUCGGGGAUGGGCUCAAGUGCAACGACCUGGAUGAGUGUGCAACUGAGGAGCACAAGUGCAACCUGAACGCCAACUGUGUGAACACGCCGGGCUCGUAUCGCUGCGCCUGCCGCGACGGCUUCAACGGCGACGGCUUCUCCUGCUCGGAUACCCGGGUUGGGAAUUGCUUCCUGGACACGCAGGACCGAGGGGAUGGGGGCAUCUCCUGCAGCGCUGAGAUCGGCGUGGGCGUCACCCGAGCCUCCUGCUGCUGCUCCCUGGGCCGAGCCUGGGGCAACCCCUGCGAGCUCUGUCCUCCAGCCAACACCACCGAGUACAAGACCUUGUGCCCUGGGGGAGAAGGGUUCCGGCCCAACCCCAUCACUGUCAUCCUGGAGGACAUUGAUGAGUGCCAGGAGCUGCCAGGGCUGUGCCAGGGCGGGAACUGCGUCAACACCUUCGGCAGCUUCCAGUGCGAGUGUCCCCUGGGCUACUACCUCAACGAGGACACCCGGAUCUGUGAAGAUAUCGACGAGUGCUCUGCCCACAUCGGGAUCUGUGGCCCUGGCACCUGCUACAACACCCUGGGCAACUACACCUGCGUGUGCCCCCCCGAGUACAUGCAGGUCAACGGGGGCAACAACUGCAUGGACAUGAGGAAAAGCGUUUGCUACCGCAACUACAACGACACGUGCGAGAACGAGCUGUCCUUCAACAUGACCAAGAAGAUGUGCUGCUGCUCCUACAACAUUGGCAAAGCCUGGAACAAACCCUGCGAGCCCUGUCCCACCCCUGCCAGCCCCGAGUACCAGAUCCUGUGUGGGAACCAAGCCCCCGGAUUUAUCAUCGACAUCCACACAGGGAAACCCAUCGGUGACAGUGGGGAGACGCUGUGCCAGCGCCACGCCGAGUGCGUCAACAUCCCGGGCAGCUUCCGCUGCGAGUGCGCCACGGGAUACCGGCUGUCCCCGGGGGGCGCCUGCGUGGGUCGCAACGAGUGCCAGGAGAUCCCCAACGUGUGCAGCCACGGGGACUGCGUGGACACCGAGGGCAGCUACGUCUGCAUCUGCCACAACGGCUUCAAGGCCACCGGGGAGCAGACCAUGUGCAUGGACAUCGAUGAGUGUGACCGGCAGCCGUGCGGCAACGGCACCUGCAAGAACACCGUGGGCUCCUACAACUGCCUGUGCUUCCCGGGCUUCGAGCUCACCCACAACAACGACUGCAUGGACGUGGAUGAGUGCUCGUCGCUGGUGGGGCAGGUGUGCAGGAACGGGCAGUGCAUCAACAGCGUGGGCUCCUUCCAGUGCCUGUGCCAGGAGGGCUACGACCGCACCCCCGACGGCAAGAACUGCGUGGACAUCAAUGAGUGUGUGAGCCUGCCCGGGACCUGCUCCCCUGGCACCUGCCAGAACCUGGAGGGCUCCUUCCGCUGCAUCUGCCCCCCGGGCUACGAGGUGCAGAACGACAACUGCAUCGACAUCAACGAGUGCGAGGAGGAGCCCAACAUUUGUCUUUUUGGGACGUGCACCAACACCCCCGGCAGCUUCCAGUGCGUGUGUCCCCCGGGCUUUGUUCUGUCCGACAACGGCCGCCGCUGCUUCGACACUCGCCAGAGCUUCUGCUUCACUCGCUUCGACAACGGCAAGUGCUCCGUGCCCAAGGCUUUCAACACCACCAAGGCUCGGUGCUGCUGCAGCAAAAUGCCAGGGGAGGGGUGGGGAGACCCCUGCGAGCUGUGCCCGCAGGAGGGCAACGUUGCUUUCCAGGAGCUGUGUCCGUACGGCCACGGGGCCAUCCCAGGCCCAGGUGACACCCGGGAAGACGUGAACGAGUGCUCGGAGAACCUGGGGGUGUGCAUCAACGGCGCCUGCAUCAACACCGACGGCUCCUUCCGCUGCGAGUGCCCCUUCGGCUACAACCUGGACUACACCGGGGUCAACUGCGUGGACACGGAUGAGUGCUCCAUUGGCAAUCCCUGUGGCAAUGGCACCUGCACCAACGUGGUGGGAGGCUUCGAGUGUGCCUGCGACGAGGGCUUCGAGCCAGGGCCCAUGAUGACCUGUGAAGACAUCAACGAGUGCUCCCUGAACCCCCUGCUCUGCGCCUUCCGCUGCAUCAACACCUUCGGCUCCUACGAGUGCACCUGCCCCUCUGGCUACGCCCUGCGGGAGGACAGGAGGAUGUGCAGAGAUCUGGACGAGUGUGCAGAGGGGCUGCACGACUGCGAGUCCCGGGGGAUGCUCUGCAAGAACCUCAUCGGCACCUUCAUGUGCAUCUGCCCCCCCGGCAUGCAGCGCAGGCCCGACGGCGAGGGCUGCACAGAUGAGAACGAGUGCAGGACCAAGCCCGGGAUCUGCCCCAACGGGCGCUGUGUGAACACGGCCGGCAGUUACCGCUGCGACUGCAACGAGGGCUUCGAAGUCAGCGCCUCGGGCACGGAAUGCAUCGACACCCGGCAGGGUUUCUGCUUCACGGAGGUGCUGCAGACCAUGUGCCAGAUGUCCUCCACCAACCGCAACCUGGUCACCAAGUCCGAGUGCUGCUGCAACAGCGGGCGCAGCUGGGGCCCCCAGUGCGAGCUGUGCCCCCUGCCUGGCACUGCCCACUACAAGAAAAUGUGUCCCCACGGCCCUGGCUACUCCACGGAUGGCAGAGACAUCGAUGAGUGCAAGGUGCUGCCCAACCUGUGCAGGAACGGGCAGUGCAUCAACAGCAUCGGCUCCUUCCGCUGCCACUGCCGGCUGGGCUACACCCCGGACAUCACGGGCACGGCCUGCCAGGAUCUGGACGAGUGUAACCAGUCCCCAAAGCCCUGCAACUUCAUCUGCAAGAACACCGAGGGCAGCUACCAGUGCUCGUGCCCUCGGGGCUACAUCCUGCAGGAGGAUGGCAAAAUCUGCAAAGAUUUGGAUGAGUGUUCCACCAAGCAGCACAACUGCCAGUUCCUGUGUGUCAACGUCAUCGGGGGCUUCAACUGCAAGUGCCCCCCUGGCUUCACCCAGCACCACUCGUCCUGCAUUGGUGACCAGGACGAGGCACAGGAGCAGCCUGGAGGGUCCCUGAGCCCGGGACAGGGGACAAGGGGACAAGGGGGCAGUGUCUCACUCCCUGUGUGUCCCCUGGCUGCAGAUGUGGACGAGUGUGAUGGGAACCACCGGUGCCAGCACGGCUGCCAGAACGUGCUCGGGGGCUACCGCUGUGGCUGCCCCCAGGGCUACGUGCAGCACUACCAGUGGAACCAGUGCGUGGAUGAGAACGAGUGCUCCAGCCCCUCUGCCUGUGGCUCUGCCUCCUGCUACAACACCCUGGGCAGCUUCAAGUGCGUUUGUCCCUCGGGCUUCGACUUCGACCAAACCUUCGGGGGCUGCCAGGACGUGGACGAGUGCUCGGCCGGGGGCAGCCCCUGCAGCUACGGCUGCUCCAACACGGACGGGGGUUACCUGUGCGGCUGCCCCGGGGGCUACUUCAGGGCAGGACAGGGCCACUGCAUUUCUGGUUUGGGAUUUGGGAAGGGUCCCUACCUGCCUGCCCCCCAGGAGGAGGAUGAGGACAACCUGCUGUCCCCUGAGACCUGCUACGAGUGCAAGAUCAACGGGUACCCCAAGAGGGGCCGGCAGCGGCGCAGCGCCAACGGCACCGAGGGGCACCAGGAGCACUCUGUGAAUUUGGCCAGCAUGGACGUGGAGGCUCCUGUAUCCAUGACCCUGAACCUGUCGGAGCUGGCACACAAGGAGCACAUCCUGGAGCUGCUGCCAGCCCUGGAACCUUUGGAGAACCGGGUUCGUUACACCAUAGCCCAGGGCAACGAGGAGGGGCUGUUCAGGAUCCACCAUAAAGAAGGGCUCAGUUUUCUGCACCUCGGCCGUAAGAAAAUCCUGCCGGGCACGUACCUGCUGGAAAUCGUGAGCGUGGCCCUGCCCCGCCGCAGGGAAUUGCACAAACUCGACGCCAACAAUCACCUCGACUACUUGGCAGGGGAGCUGGGCCAGGCACUGAGGAUGAAGCUGCAGCUCCAGCUCUACUAA